This is a messenger RNA of Phycodurus eques (leafy seadragon), 2385 nucleotides long. It is a transcript of the gene acad9, whose product is annotated as acyl-CoA dehydrogenase family, member 9. Bases 247 to 2133 code for a protein of 628 amino acids. NCBI's taxonomy places the organism in Eukaryota, Metazoa, Chordata, Actinopteri, Syngnathiformes, Syngnathidae. Gene Ontology annotation, molecular function: flavin adenine dinucleotide binding; acyl-CoA dehydrogenase activity. The record is from RefSeq and is a predicted model, not a curated record. The transcript is spliced from 18 exons.
GUCUCCUUAAAAUGACGGCAUCGAAGAAGAAAGUCUCGUUGCUGCAAGCAUUUGUCUGUCCUCUCUCCUCGAUGAGAUUUCUGGUGGGAGUCGUUAGCAUUUAAACAGAGGAGAGAGGAGCGAGGACUUAAGAAGUUGCAAAUAGAGAAAUGAGCUAAGCCCAGAAACGUAUGACAUCCCUUGAGGUCGUGUUCAGUUUUCGUUAUUAGCAUUUUUUCCCCCCCACCGCGUCUGUUCUCGCGACGAAUGAUGAAUUUUAGUAGAAUACUUGUCCUCUCCAACUGUUUUCAAAUACGAAAGCAGCUGCUGCGCUGUAUAUGGCCAAAAUAUGUCCAUUGUUUCUCGUUGCAGAGGUCAAUUAAAACUCAUUCUCGAAACCAGGCGUAUGCCAAAGACUUGUUCCUCGGUCAAGUCAACAAGGCAGAAGUAUUCCCUUAUCCAGAAAUUGAAAUUGAAGAGUUGGAGGAGAUCAAGCAGUUCGUUGCUCCGGUGGAAAAAUUCUUCAAUGAGCAAGUUGACUCAGCAAAGAUAGACAGAGAAGCCAGAAUUCCCACACAGACGUUGAAUGGCUUAAAAGAGCUCGGACUUUUUGGAAUCCAGGUUCCCGAGCAAUAUGGAGGUCUUGGAUUGUCCAAUACCAUGUAUGCACGACUAGCUGAAAUAAUCUCAUUAGAUGGCUCUAUUGCAGUGACACUGGCUGCUCAUCAAGCAAUUGGACUGAAGGGUAUACUAAUUGCGGGGAAUGAAUCCCAGAAGAAGAAGUAUCUGCCCAAAUUAGCCUCAGGGGAACACAUUGCUGCUUUUUGUUUGACUGAGGCUGGAAGUGGAAGUGACGCAGCCUCCAUUCAGAUGCGAGCAACAUUGUCAGAUGAUGGAAAACAUUACCUUCUCAAUGGAUCAAAGAUUUGGAUUUCAAACGGUGGAAUGGCUGACAUCAUGACUGUGUUUGCACGGACUGAGGUAGUUGUCAAUGACAUGAAGAAAGACAAGAUUUCUGCGUUUCUUGUUGAGAGAGCUUUUGGAGGCAUUACUUCUGGAAAACCUGAGGACAAACUUGGCAUCAGGGGCUCCAACACUUGUGAAGUGUCAUUUGACAAUGUUCCAGUGCCGCUGGAAAAUAUUAUUGGACAAAUAGGGGAUGGAUUCAAGAUCGCCAUGAAUAUACUCAACUCUGGAAGAUUCAGCAUGGGAAGUUCUUCAGCUGGAAUGAUUAAAAAAAUCAUUGAACUGACCUCUGAAUAUGCUGCAACAAGGAAGCAGUUUAACAAAAGCUUAAGUGAAUUUGGUAUGAUACAGGAGAAAUUUGCAGUCAUGGCCCUGAAUGCCUUUGUGAUGGAGAGCAUGGCAUACCUGACAUCAGGAAUGAUGGACCGACCUGGGCUACCAGAUUGUUCUUUAGAGGCUGCUGUGGUCAAGGUGUUCAGCUCCGAGGGAGGCUGGAUUUGUGUCAGUGAAGCUCUUCAGGUCCUUGGAGGUCUGGGAUAUACAAAGAACUACCCAUAUGAGCGUUACAUCAGGGACUGUCGUAUCCUGCCUAUCUUUGAGGGCACCAAUGAAAUUCUGAGAAUGUACAUCGCUCUUACUGGAAUGCAAUAUGCUGGCAAAAUUCUCACAGGGAAAAUAAAGGAGAUGAAGAAAGGAAAUAUCGGUCUGGCUUUCGAAAUGAUUGGCAAAAAAUUGAAAAACUCCUUUGGAAGUGUAACAAACGAUGUCCUUUCGGGAAAGAACGGAGUUGUUCAUCCAAGCUUAGCUGGAAGUGCACAGAAGUUUGAACAGAAUGUUCAUCUUUUUGGAUCAACUGUGGAGAGCCUGUUGUACAGAUAUGGAAAGACAAUCGUGGAUGAACAGCUCAUUCUGAAGAAAGUAGCAGAUGUGCUUAUCAACCUGUAUGCGAUGACAGCUGUCCUGUCUAGAAGUAGCCGUUCCAUCAGACUCGGCCUGAGGAGUCAUGACCAUGAGGUGUUGCUCACAAAUACCUUCUGCAAUGACGCUUACUUCAAGAACAAUUACUGGAUGACUCAGUUGCAAAAAAACUCGCCUGAGAACAAUGAUGCCAGCAUUAAGAAGAUUGCCAAGGAGGUCUUGGAGAAUAGGUCAUACAUCUGCUCGCAUCCUCUUGAAAGGACAUACUGAGUUCUCCCAUGUGCAUCCACUACUGUUUGAUGAUGUUUCAAUGUACUAUUGCUUGAGUGCAAAAUUGGUCCAUCUCUUUACAGAGGAAAAGAUAGAUUGUGGUAAUUGCUGCCUUUAUGCCUGACAUCACAAAGUAAAAUUUGUUCUUUUUUUUUUUUUCAUGGCACUGAUAUCAUCUUGAGUGCUUGUUCAUUUGAGCUUGUGUUAAAUGUAAAAUGAGAAAAAAAUGAAAUAAAGACGGAGGUAAGAUAA